CGACACCCCUGGAGCACUGGUGGGAAGGGGGUUCCUUGCUCCUAAGCCCCACGCUUUCUCCUCCGCUGCCUCCCCUUCGCUGCAGCCGCUCGCCUCACCCCUAUACAAAACCCAGGGCUCGUCCCUUUUCCUUGCGCCUUUCUCUCCAGGUUUAUUGUCAUCAGCUACACCAGGCAGCGGAGAGACGGAGGGAGGGGAGGAGGCGUUCAGCUCGGUGCCUCCUCUCAUAACCUGUGCCUGGCCAAUCUGCCGCCUGAGGGGCUGUGGGGAGCUCCCCCCACCCCGGCAUCUCCUCACCCCUCCUCGAGCCCCUCAGCUCCCGGCACCCGGAGAGGGAUGGCGGCAAGGGGGGGAGGAGGGAGAGAGUGGGACUAACAGCAACUGCUCUUUCUCCGGGAUGGGUUGAGAGAAAUUAAAACCUCCCGAGCUCCUUCCUCUGGGUGUUUCGGAGCAGAUCCUGCCUGCCUGGCGGGGUGACUCCUCUGCACUGUCUGUGCGCGCUCCUGUGCGUGUGCUGCUGCCGUCGCAGAUGUACCCCCAGCUGUCACUUUGCCGCGCACAGUCGCUCCCUCUCUCGCCUCUCUCUCUCUUUCCCUCUCCCCCCAUUAAUUAUUUACGGAGGAUUACAGUCCCUUUCCCACGCUGCCAUCUCGCCGUGCGGCUCCUCUGCCCUCCCUCCGCGCAGGGCGAGCGGCUGUCUAGGAGGGUCUCCUGCCAGCUAGGGUCCACCAAGAGCCCAGCCGGCUACGGAGGGACUUUCUGCUGGAUUUGCUUUGGGAUUGUACCAGGUUUGCUGGAAGAGCUGCCGUUCUCAUAGGAGGGUCCAGCCCAGCCCAAGAGAGAGACUUUCCAUUAUUUAUAGACUGCAACUCCUCACAGUUAUCACAGGAAGGACUGAGUCCUAAAUUUACAGCAGGGCCAUGCAAGUCUGAACUUCACGACUGACUGCAAGCAAAGGUUGUUACUUUGAAGACAGGCCCUGCUGCCAUGCUCCUCGUCACUCCAAGAAGUCUGGGAAGCUGGGAAGCUUCCUUCCCCAUGGACCACGGCCUCACACAAGGAAUAAAGAAUCAGGACCACAUCCUGAAUCUGGAGAGGAGCUGUUAGAGGCAACUUGACUUAGCACUCAUUACUUGGGCUCUCUUUCUACACUUAGUGAGGCUUUCUGCUGCUGGUGCUCCCCAAAGCAGGGUGUACUGCUGCUGCGAUUUUGCUGUGAGGUGUCUUGUGUGGGGGCAGAGGAGCUGAAGCUGGGCUGGGCUUUCCACACUACUUGCAUUUAGUGAUUUUGAUGGGAUGUGAACGUUGCCAUGGCCAUAUCUCUUCUGUGUCAGCAAACCCUCCAGAAAACUGAAGUCACAUCAGAUUUGCAGACCUUUCCCAGUCUCUCCCAGCCUCAGCAAGCUCUGCAGCAUGGGGCUGUGAUGUGUGUGCUAACUCAGAUGCAUCCAAGGAUCCUGGCUGGAGCUCUGGGUUGUGAGAGCUGUCAUCACAUCUUGUUGAGCUAUGGGCAAUGUUCCCAGCUUGUAAAGAGUGUAAGCGUGUCCCAGAGAUCCUCAGUGCAGUUUGUGUGGACUUUGUGGGGAUGCCCCUCUUGGAUGCUCUGGGAAGGUGAUGGGGGGCGAGGGGGAAGAAGAGCUCCAGGCUCUCUCUAACAGGUAGCACUGCUGACCUUGCGCCACAGUGGCAACCAAGUGAAACAGAUCUAUGCAACUCACUAAGGCAGAAAAAGGCUUUCUUCAGAGCUCAGUAUAAAUGCAUCAUGUGCAAACGAUGAGAGUCAGCCUUUUCUUGGGAGGUUUGCCAGGAGCUGUGUGCGUGCUGGGUCACCGAUCCCCUUAUGAUAAGAGCAGAGAGGAUUUUUACUGCUAGCAUCUUGUGCUUUGCCCCAGUGCUGCGCGUGCACGGAUGAUCCCUGCCCCUGUGAACACACCCGGUGCACAGACUUGUGAAGUGAGAUGGUAGUGAAGUUCUUCCCCUGUCCCACUGUGUUUUCUACCUCCUCUUCCCCCUCCAACUGUCAAAAUGGAAGUCGCUACCCUUGUAGCCAGUGGUCUGAGUCAGAGAGGCCGGCAGCUGGGGAAGGGAAGCCGGGGUGCUGGGUGAGGGAGAGGGGGAGGGACUCUCUCACUCAGCCGCUCAGGUGGCAGCAGGUCUCCAUCACAUUGGCUUCUCCACCAGAAGCAAAAGUAACAAGAGUAAAGCACUAGGAAGGCUAGUGAUCUUGGGAUCCUGGCAUAUUUCAGACUACAGACUAUGAAAACAGGCAGAGCCAGUUCUUGAGCUAAUGCAGACAAGAAUGAUAGUGAACAAGCAGGUGUGGGACAUGUUGUGUGCUCAGGGUCACCCAGGCUUGCAGAAGCUCGCCUGACUCUAGAAAUGAGGAAGCACGAGGAGAAAGGCUUAUGGCUGAGGUGCCUUGACCCCCAUAUGAUAUAACAGGAGUUUCUUGGUAUUGAUUUGGAAACCCCUUGAUUUGGCAGUCUGGCUGUACUGUUCGAUAGAUGUUUAGCCUAGCACUCCAGGAUCAGAACUGUGAACUGAGAGCUUAUAUUGAUAAAUCAACUUUAAAUAAAUAAAAUUUUUCUGUCUCACUGCUAAAUUGUUGCACCUCCAUUUACUACUCGGUGCAUGUAAAUGUAUCUCUCCUCUCAGACAGGCUGGCACCUUUCCUCUUACGGAUCUGCUGCAUCCUUUGCCCCUAAUAAGAGCCCCAGGGAAGGUACUGGGUCAUCUCAAAAUUUCUGAGCCCCCAGAGAAUCCUUUACAAAUGUAGGCCCAUACAUACCCUCCUUCUUGAACACCACCCGCAUAAAAACACAAAAGAGAUUACUUCAGGAUCCGAAUCACCAUCCAACUAAGAAGUGCGGAAAAUACCUGUAUGUGGGGUGGGGAGUGGAAUGAGGAUCACAGAACCAGGAUUCUCCCACCAAGCUUCCUUCUCUGCCUGGAGCCUCUCCCUCGGGUGUACCACCCACCCACACCCCCGAGGUAGGCUUGGCAGGAAGGCGGGGAGCAGCAUUUUAAAUGCCAGUGAGCUGAUGGGUGCUCGUGGGGUGUAAAGGAGGAACUGGGAGCAGAAGGGUGCCUCCCUCAGACCUGCUGGGUCAGGAGCGGCCACAGUCCUUCUGUCAAGGGACUGCCUGCAAGGAUUGAGGGCCUGAGCUACUACUGACCAUGGGAUUAACUCCUGCAGGAAAUUAAAGUUGUAGAGAAGGCUCUUCACUCCACAGCUGAGAGAAAAACUGGGAUCUGGAUUAGAAUUGGCAGGGCUGGUGACAAGCCACCACCCACAGCCAACUGUUCCCGGCUGGAUCAGAAAAUGUUAUCUCAGUCUUCAUGUAGAACCCCCCUCCACAUCUCACUCAGUUACCAAUUUUUGCCAACAGUGUGAGAAGAACAAAAACAUCACUCUGUGGCAAGAAAAAGAGAAGGAAACUGGGUAGCCAGCUCACGUGUCCCUCCUCUGAGCUCCUCUCCCACUCCCUCACCCGUUUCCCUUCUCAGCUGCCUCCGUUUUGCAUGGAGGAAACAUGCACGUGGUCUGUCGCAUUCAAUAAUACUCAGAGAAGAUGCUGGCACACACAUGGCUGGAUUUCUUCCUGUCAACUGCCCCCUCAGCUCUCCUCCUGCUGCUGCUAUGGGCCUCCUCCAUAUGCCGCACUCUCGCUGUGCUGGGACUUUCCUGUCACUCCCGUGUUGGAUAUCCCGGUCUCCCCACCUGCUUCCACAGCUUCCCAAGGAAUCCCACUUCUCCAUGGCAAUCUGGGUCUUUCCCACCAGUGCUAUCUGCCCUGGGUCCCCUUCGGAUGCUCUGUGCUUUCUCAGAUGGUUUGAUGGGGCCCGCUGCCCUUGGUAUUUCCAGCCCCUCCAACAUCUCCCAGUCUCAGUACCGUGCAUCGGUCAGGGAGGCUUAGGAUGCAAAUAAUGUUUCCUGGUUAAGGUACAGGAGAGGAGGAAUCGAGAAAAAUGGUUUCUCUCCUGAUUUUGCCACAGGCCCAUCAGGAAACUUUAGGAAAGCCCCACCAAAACUCCUUUAUUCUGUGUAACUUUGAUAAACCCUACAAAUCAUCUUUGCAGGACAGGAGAACAUUUACAAGAGCACAUGAUCCAGUGCAAGCACUGCACUUGGCAGCGUUGAAAAUCUUGAGCAGAGAACUGAUGUGGGCUCACGAUGAGGUAUCAAUAGCUGGGCAGCUGAAAUUUCAGCCAGCCAAACUCAGCAGUCAUUUUUACCUCUAUCAUAGUUUACCCCUCCGUAAAAUGGGAAUAAAGUAGAUUUUUUUUGGAGGGGCUUAGGGAGGAAACAUUUUUAAACACCAAUCACAUUUACAUUUCAGAGGUGCCUACACACUGUUGUUCCGAACAUAAGAAGCUUUUUGACCUCUUCACAUCCCAGAGAAUAGGGUGAGGUUUUUAUUCACACAAAGUCAGGAAUGUGUCAGAGUCCCUUACCGUACUGAGUGGGUUUUGCACACUUUCUACUUACUUUACAGCUUUCUGUAUGAGGUGUUUUGCUUAGCUGUGAUCGAUCACUGCAAGUCAGAUGGCACCAUUUCUUCUGCAGCUGGGUUUCUAGUGUGAAUUAAAAAUGUGCUUCCCAUUGAUUGUGACAUCACAGCACUAAUGAAUCCUGAACACAUGUGUUAAUAAAUCAGCAAGUACUGGAAAUGAAGCCCCGAGCUAUUUAGAUUGGAAGCUCACUGGGGCAGCGACACACACUCUGUGUUUCUACAGUGCUGCUGAGCGUGGCUGCCACCUCUGGGUGCUUUUGCAGUCCAAAUAAACAAGAAAUAAGGAGCUGCUGCUGAGACAAGAUGACCUCUUGUGGUCAGUAAUUUGCUAGACUGACCCAGGUCUGUGGGGGACCAAGAAUGAGCAUCAUCUUCAUGACAUCUAAACCCACUUGUGGUACUGUCAGGAGCGUGAUUCCCCACUAGCACUCAUCAGUCAGGUUACUUCAUGAACUUUCAGUUCCUGUAAUCAGGGCUGCUGUGUCUCUCUGCCCUCUGUGUACCAACUCUUCUCCCUCAAGGGCUGAUGAAGGAACAAACAUGCUUCAGUCACUGGACUCUGGGGUACCACUGUCCCCUUACAUUAUGGGUGACAGUAAUAAACAAGAAUCCUAAAAGCAACAAGGAAAGACGAGGAAAAAAAGAUAAUCUCCUUAAAGUGUCCUCCAUGCCCUCCCUCACCCUGAUGUUUUUCUGAUAAAGGCUAAAGCAAUUCAACAUUGGAAAGGGGGAAGGGACUUUGCCAUCACUUGUCAAACAGAGUGUGGGGGAGGGAUGAAUGUCUGCGUGUACUUCCUGAUAAUUUAUUGCUGGCAUCUGUUGUAGCCUCUGUUACCUACCCUUUUGUAAUAUAGGUCACCCACAUGCCCUGCCAAUGCUCAUAAGCCAGGCUGUUAAUGGAGUUUGAUCCCUGAGCCAUGAUUCAAGAGUUAGUGCAAAGGACUAGGAGAGAUAAUCAGACAGAGGUUGCUGGGCUCUGUUUCUGACUAAGACUCAUCCUAGUGACACAGUCACCUGUCUCUUUAGCCUCAGUGUCCUCGUCUGGAAAAUGGGAUAGCUUUAUCCACCUACCUAGAGCAGAGGCACUACUGGCUACGAUCUCAGCCUUACUUCUGCAGGUCAUUAAAUACAAAAUAACAACAACAACACCUACAACCCCGGUAACAGCCAUUUGUAAAGCAGAUGGAAAGCUUUGGAUAGAAGGUGUCACAGAAUUGGGAAGUGUUAGUAAAACAGUAUGUGGAUGCAGUAAACUGAAACCCUCCCCACCCUCACAGUGUGCUCCUUGGGACCUGACUUAUGAAAGCUAAGGCUUUAGAGUGAUACUGCAAACAUCACUGGUGUCUGGGCAGGAAGAAGGAAAGUACAAGACAGUGACAGUGCCUGCUGUAGCUUUGUGCCCUGGCAAGUGCGGCAGAGUCAUUACAAACUCCUCAGCAUCCCCCCAAAGCAGUAAAGUACCCUGUUCAAGCUAAUUAGGGGAAUCCUCAUUAGAAAGUCCUCUAGAGUCUGACAGCAGGCCAAAUGUCCAAGUGGCACUUCAGCUCAGUGUAUUUUUGGCCACUGGAGCCCAUGGGCCAGAAAUGGAUGAUUUCAUUCUGUUGCUUUGAGCUGAAACUAAAAAAGUUGUCUUUUCCUGUCCUAUAUCAAACGGCAAGAAGAAAAGGCCAUCACCAGCCCCACAGGCUUCCCUGUUAAUUCUUCCAGAAUCUGGAAAAGAAAUUCAACUCCCAGCACGUGGAAGAAAGCUCUGGACACUGUGUCCCAUGGGUCACAGGGCGUUUGUCUGACAUGCUGCUCCAGGGAGAAGGAACCAGCUAGUAAGCCUAAAAUAAAGACGGACGCCUGGUUUGUGGAGCCCUUGGGUGACUUCAGAACAUUCCAAGUUCCAGCAAUGCAGAUCAGCCUUGAGCCCCCAAACUCAGGCCGUGCUACCCUAGUUCUCAACGGAUGGCAUGACGCCUCUCCGCUUGGGCUGGGGAUGUAUGGGGGGGCACUCCUACGUCUGGCAGAGUCCUUGCUGCUGGAGAAGUCCCCGGCUGCCAGGCUGAAAGCAGCCAGACAGAUACGGUGGUGCUCUGGAGAGCCUUGAGGUGUGGGCAGGUGCUAGUUGCCCCAGGACUACAGGGUUCCCAGUGCUGCGCCGGCAGUGAGUGCAGCUGGCCUGGUGCUCUGCAGAGCAGAAGGCAUCUCUUGGGCCACAGUAAAACAGCUAAUUAAGUCAGAAUUCAAGACAAGUCAGAGAAAACCUUUAAAAAAGAAACUCAAAAAUCCUCUUUGCCUCCUUGCUCUCUCCUGGCUGCAGAAUAUUAAUCACUAAGGGUCUAAUGCGCUUAUGGGCAAUAGAUGUGUGGGACAAACUGGGCUUUUCUGGAUCCUUGGAAUUAAAAUUUCUCCAUCAACAUACUACUUCAAGGUGUAAGUGCAGAAGCUCAUUGCCCAUUGCACUUCAGCAGUCAGGAACCUCUACCUAUUCCAAAUUUACCGCUCUGCCACCUGAGCAUAUGUUAUGAUUGGAGAAGCAGGCAGUUUUGCGCCAGACAUGGAUGUUGAUAAGUACGGGUCACAGAAGAGACCCUGGUACAUGUGCAAGCCCAACUCUGUGCACACUUUUGUAAAUGUAAGCUAGACUGGUGACUGUAUCUGCAUACGUCCAUGAAGAUAGCUGUUUUUAAGUCUUAGAAACAUGUGUAUGAGUGCACAAAGGGUGUCUGCUAUCUAUGGGGCGGGGAGUGUUGUGUUUAUGUGACAUGUUUUUAAAAUAAUCUUGGGUUUAUCAGGGCGCCUCCAUCUUUGUGCAUGUUGCAGCGCAGGAGACAGCGUUAAAGCCUGAACAGGUGUUAAUCUCUAUGCACUGUAAUAAAUUCUAAACAUAGGGAAAGGGCUUAUUUAUACACGGCUGCUCCUCCCACCCUGCACUCUGUGCUUGAGCCUUGGCUCUGCCUGAGAGAAAGAGGCGCCCAUGAGGUACCAGAAACGAGUGCAAGAGCUGGACUUGCACUGCCAGAGCAGAAGGAGCUUAGGGGUAGAAACCCUGACCCCGUCACCGUCCUUGCACCUGGGGAGUUAAAUAGAGCACACGGAAAGCCUGCUGCUGGGGAGUGAAAGUCAAGGAGGGAGAGGGAAGGAAGAGGCUGUAACUGGGCAGUGCCCGGGGAGUCGGGUGGAAGUGGCUGCGGGCAGAGCCCCUCCAGCACCGGGCAAGCAGGCUACAAGGUCAUUCCUCCUCCCUCUGGGGCCGUGUGCCAGGCUGGCUGGUGGAUGUGAAGACACGCUGGAGAAGACAACAAUGCUGCCUACAACUGCUGGCCACCGGUGGAGGAGCAGGUUCCUCAUGAGCUGGCAAGAGGCUUGUCUGCUUGGCUGUUGGCUGUCGCUAUGUGCUGCCGAGUCCUUCUUUGCUUGUCCUUCCUCCUGCAAGUGUAACAGUGGCAACCUGGAAGUGGACUGUAGUGGCUUGGGCCUCUCUUCCAUCCCCUCAGACAUCCCCACAAACACCAGGACCUUCCUCUUUCUCAACAACAAACUCAGCAUCCUGCCGGGAGCAGUGUUUUCCAACCUCUCUGCCCUACAGAGGCUGGACUUAUCCAACAACUUCUUGGACCAGCUCCCUCAGAACAUCUUCAGUGACCUGGGGAACCUCACGGAGCUCCGGCUGAGGAACAACAGCAUCCGGGCCUUGGACAAGGACCUGCUACAACACACAGCCCUGCUGCGCCAGCUGGAUCUCUCCAUCAACGGCCUGGCCCAGAUACCCUCGGGCAUCUUUGACGACCUGCCUGCUCUCCGCUCCCUCUCUCUCAGGUCCAACCGCCUGCAGAGCCUGGACAGGGUGACCUUUGAACCGCUAACCAGCCUGCAGCAGCUCCAAGUUGGGGAUAACCCCUGGGAAUGCGACUGCAACCUCCGAGACUUCAAGCACUGGAUGGAAUGGUUCUCCUACAGAGGUGGGAAAAUUGACCAGCUGGCCUGUACCCUGCCCAAGGAGCUGAAAGGGAAGGAUAUGCGAAUGGUGCCCAUGGAAAUGUUUAACUACUGCUCCCAGCUGGAUGAUGAGAACAGCUCUACAGUGCUGGACAAUACUGGCCCACCCUGCACUAAGGGAAGCCCAACUCCUUCCAAAUCUAAAUCGGGCCCAGAAACAGAAGUGGAGCCCAGUGUGGGAUGUCCUCAGAAACAGCGAUACAGGCCCGUGAGCGUGCGCCGGGCAAUUGGCACUGUGAUCAUCGCAGGGGUGGUUUGCGGCAUUGUUUGCAUCAUGAUGGUGGUGGCAGCUGCUUAUGGUUGCAUCUAUGCCUCCCUCAUGGCCAAGUACCACCGGGAGCUGAAGAAGAGGCAGCCGCUCAUGGGUGACACAGAAGGCGAACAUGAAGAGCAAAAACAAAUCUCUUCUGUGGCAUGAAACUCUUCUAGGAAGGAAGGGACAGCAAUGAACAAAGGUACUUGAGAGCAGUCAAGCAUGGGGUCCUCCCAAAAUACAUCUUCCCAGACAGACAGACAGACUGUGCUAUUGCUCCACUCACCCAAGUAGUGCAACAUGCUUCUGGGGGGGUCAGGGCACCUGGCUCAACUUCUGUUCCUCUGCCCCAGGCCCAUCUUGUGCCCUUUCACCCUUGGGCCCUCCCAGACAAAUAAAGCAGAGUCAGACCUCGAGUGCUUGCUGUGCCUCAUGCCCUUGCACAGAGCUUCCCUUGCAUGCCUGCUGUGGAGGCAGCUGGCACCUGCUGGGACCUGUGUCAUCCUCUCAGCUUCUGUCCUGAGUCGUCCUGUAUCCUGUCAAGAGCUCUCUGCACACAGAAAGAGCAGCUCUGUGAAAGCUUGUGUGAGGAGCAGGACACCAGAAGUGUCCACGCCUCGCUGUUAGGGUCACUGCUGUUGUGUGACAGUAAGUUGCUGCCCACCCUACAAGUCAGUGUUGCUGAGAGCACAUCAGAAGGGAGGGAAGGUCACUAGGGGAUGACAACAGUCAGGGGGAGAUUUCCCUUUUCACUUUUAAAGGCGGAAAGAUACCUGUACCACUCUAACAUGCUGCCAGGGAGCACAGUGUCCCUCUUUUUGAUCCUGGACAAGUCCAAAUCUGCGACCUGACACACACACCAUCUGCUAUAGAUACAAAGCCAUCCUGUACACACCCACACUGACUCAUUUGGAUCCCAACAGACACAUACACACAGACAGUCCCAGCUCCAGACAUCCAGGCACCCCACCUGCACAUGCAGAGCCACAUGUGCCCGUGCUGAUCUGCCCUCUGUGUGCACCCGUGAAUACAUUCAGGCACUUUACCUUACUCUCAUCAUAACAGUGCAUGGCACGUUCUGUUUCAGACAAAACACAUGCACCCUGACACCGAGGAGCUAACAAAAACAUCUCAGCCAUAGUGCAGAGUCAGUGGAAAAGGGCAUGAGAGGAUGGAGAGAGGCAAAGUUAUUAAGGUUACAGCAUGAGUCUGUGGAAAUAAGUACACAGCAUGAAAAAAAUAAGGUCUGUUCUUGUUAUCUAUUUGAUAUUUUCUGUGAGAAAUGAAAAGGGUAAGGAUAUGAAGCCUCCAUUUGGAAAUGUUUGAUUGGCAGAGCAGAAGUGGGUUAUCAGGAAAGACUAGAGGAGGAGGUGGCUUAUUAGCCUCGGUAGCGUAAGCCAUGCUGAGGAGCAGUGAGAACCCAGGGGAAGGUGGUGGGAGAAGACAACACACAACCCAAGGGCUGGCAUGGCUGGCAGAGGGGCAAGCACAGUGUAUGGAGUAGGGUUAUGCAGCUGGGUGACUGAAGAGAGGGGUCACAAUUCUGGAGGGUCUUGAGGUGAAGGCUGAAGCCUGGACCCCAGCAUGGCACACGUGGGAGAGCCCAGGAAGUGUCCAGCACAAUAGGCAGCACAGCCUGCAUACGAUCCCCUCACCAUCACCGCUGUGUUCACUGCCAUCCAUAGCUGCACGUGAGUGUGCCCCCCCACACAACUGCGCACACUGCCACUGUCACAUCAGGUGACUUCCCCCAACUAGAUUUUAAAGCCCUCAGACUGCAGUGCCUCCUAUUAGUCUUAGCUCUUUCUGACCUGACAGGAGAAAAAAAAAAAAAAAAAAAGAAGAGGGGAAAAAAAAAAAAAGGAAC
Molecule: messenger RNA, 10618 nt
Organism: Tyto alba (common barn owl)
Lineage: Eukaryota; Metazoa; Chordata; Aves; Strigiformes; Tytonidae
Gene: LRTM2
Product: leucine rich repeats and transmembrane domains 2
Exons: 6
Coding region: 7804-8916 (370 amino acids)
Molecular function (GO): protein binding
Source: RefSeq, a predicted model, not a curated record